AUGACUAUAAACAGCACCAUUCUACAUUUACUAUUGGCCUCAGCAGCUGCUCAUAAUGCCAACGAUGAAAAAUCGCCAGCACAAAUUGUCAACAGCUCUUUGGUUAUCGAUAUAGAAAGAGGAUUACAUCAACGCUGGGAAUUUCGAAAUUUUGUGUUUUAUAUCUCUGAACAUCUGUACCGGGAUACGCAUAUAGCUUUCGUGUUUUUCAACGAGUUUUGGCAGCGAUUACCAAUGGCAGCUGUUACCAUUAUAAAAGAUAAUCCCAAUAGAAUGUCUGGAUUUUUGGGUACACCCUGUUUAUGUUUCAUUAUGACAACCGGAUAUCAGGAUCCUAUAAUGCAGCUGGCUUCAGAGAGCUUGCAAGGUUUGAAAUAUUAUAAAACAAUGUUUGUGUUAUUUACAUUAGAGGAAGAUGUUAAAGAAUUAGAAGAGAGAAUACGUUUACUAUAUGAAUGGGUGUGGCAUCAGCGGUUCCUGAAUACCCUGCUAAUGACUAUCAAUAAUAAUAUCUUUCUAUAUGAACCCUUUCCCAUAGGAAAGGUGGUAAAUAUAUCGGACGUUUGGCAGUUAAAGGAUUUCUUUCGAAACGAUAAGUUAGAUUUGAAAGGUUUUGAAAUCAAGACCCCGGUACGUUUCGAUUUGCCGGCAGUCUUUUGCUUGACACGUUUUCCCAAUAAGGGAAGACAUAGUAAACUAACUGGUUCAUCGGGUAAGAUAUUUGGAGCUUUUAUGAAUCAUAUCAAUGCUACCUUCAAUGAUACUUUUCUAUAUCGGCAAGAGCUUGAGGCCUUCGAUAUACGAGAUAUUAUAGUAAUGGUGCAAAAGCAACAGCUGGAGAUAAGUACUCAUUCCUAUACCUCUAUGAGAGAUGAUCGAGUGGGUACCAGUUAUCCGGUGGGUAUAAAUGAUUUGUGUCUUAUGGUACCGUUUCGUAAUCGUACUCCCGAACAUUUGUAUUUACAAAUGAGUUUUCGGCAUGACAGUUGGUUACUACUCUGCUUUGCUGCUUUCUAUAUAACCUUAGGCCUAUGGCUGUGUUCUCCCCCUAAAGAUAAAGAUGUCAGCUUAUCAUUUUUACAAUCUCUGUGUUCUCUGUUACUGUUAACACCUUUAAAACUUAUAACUCUACCCUUGAUCCGUUUACGUUUUAUAUUUGUUCUGUUAUUUGUCUUUGGAUUUUGUAUUACCAAUUUAUAUCUAUCUAAAAUGGCCAGUCAAUUGACCGCUAUUAAAUCUCAAGAACAAAUCAAUACCAUUCAAGAAGUCGUUAAUGCUAAGUUGCCCAUAAUGAUGUUGGACUUUGAGUACGAAUAUUUACUAGAGAAAAACUAUACUCCCGGUUUUUUGAAUUUAAUCGAACCGGUUUCUAAGUCCAUAAUGGCUAAACAUCGUGAUUGCCUUAACACCAGCUAUGGCUAUAGUGUGGCCUCCAAUACUUGGGCUUUUCUUAACAAACAACAGCGUUAUCUGAGGAAACCUUUAUUUCGUCUAACCUCUAUAUGCAUUGGUCCCUUCUAUCAUGUGUUUCCUUUGCAAAAGGAUUCUUAUCUUAUGCAACCCUUAAAGGAUUUCAUCUUAUCGAUAUCACAAACUGGUUAUAUAUUCUUCUGGGAGGAUGAAACCUUCGAUGAUGCUUUAUUUUUGGGUUAUGUUCAGAUGUUUAAGAAUGAUCAGAGUGUCAAGGCUUUGUCUAUGGACUUUUUUCGUUCAAUUAUUUAUGUCUGGUUGUUGGGUCUACUUUUGGCCUCGUUCACCUUUGUGUUGGAAUUAAGAAGGAUAAGUUUGCCUACGAUAUAUAAGCGGUUGGCUAAUUGGUUCAACUGGUUGCAAGGAAAAAUAUAUGAAAUGUAA
Messenger RNA from Lucilia cuprina (Australian sheep blowfly), 1854 nucleotides. RefSeq lists its product as uncharacterized. The transcript has a single exon. The coding region runs from base 1 to 1854 and encodes 617 amino acids. The record is from RefSeq and is a predicted model, not a curated record. Lineage: Eukaryota; Metazoa; Arthropoda; Insecta; Diptera; Calliphoridae.